Carassius gibelio (silver crucian carp) is the source of this 10242-nucleotide messenger RNA. Its product is annotated as plasma membrane calcium-transporting ATPase 2. The record is from RefSeq and is a predicted model, not a curated record. The transcript has 22 exons. Gene Ontology annotation, cellular component: membrane; intracellular membrane-bounded organelle. Gene Ontology annotation, biological process: calcium ion transmembrane transport; regulation of cytosolic calcium ion concentration. NCBI's taxonomy places the organism in Eukaryota, Metazoa, Chordata, Actinopteri, Cypriniformes, Cyprinidae. The coding region runs from base 953 to 4621 and encodes 1222 amino acids. Gene Ontology annotation, molecular function: PDZ domain binding; ATP binding; ATP hydrolysis activity.
GCCACAGCUCUUCCAACCCUCAGACUGACUCUCUCUAUCUUCCCUCUUUCGAUUUCCAGCCACGACAACCAGUGAUUUAAACUGUCUUUUUCGUUGCGCGGUGAAAGGUUGCGUUUAUCCGCACUUUUCCCAGCGGUGAAACGGGGAUUAAAAAAAUAGAGCAGUUAACGCGUAGAAAACAAGACUGAAAACCAAACAAAACUUGGAUCUGUUGCGUUUGUGUUCCGUAACCAAAGCGGAACAUACCUCAAUCCCUCUUGUGAUUAUUUCCUCUUUUCUCUGGACGAGAAUAGGCUGUUGGAUUGCGCUCGAGCAGAAGGGCUUCUUACUUCUAAGAGGCGUGAUAUAAGAAGUUUAUACAUGUUUUAGCCUAAACGCGGAGGUCACAUUUACAAGUAGGAAAAGUGUCUAAUUCCAUCCUGCUGGUUGACUGGCACCAAUUCUAAACUUAGUUUCCAGAUGCAGAGUGAACAACCACGGUUUGCAAGCGAAGAAAGACAUUGCCUAUCCGUGCAAGCGUUUACUUAGAGACCCUUUUCGUCUUUCUUCAUUUGGUGUUUUGAGGAGAAGGCUUGUUUUUGAGGAGCAGGGAUUGUUUCUCGAUGCACUGAAUGAGGAGAAACGUCCCAUGUUCGGCUUUCACUCUUUCUGACAACCCUUCAGCCCCAAGUUUUUCUGUGGUGCAUCUCGAGUCUACAGAGCAUCCAUUUAAUGCCUUGCAGCAACGGUAACAUGUCCGACUUGGAUCAUUCCCUUCAGAAACACUUCCUCUGAUGCUCGUUCGCUCUCAAGACAGUUCUGAUCACAUCGCUGCAAACACACAGAAAGACCUGUUGAACUUGAACACUGUAACACCUAUCUGAAGCAUUCCUGUAUCACCCAGUCUUACGUUUACAAGUGGAUCAUCGGAAGUCUCACGUCCCGAGGCUUGACUGAAACUCGAGGAGUCAAAAUGGCAAACAACACUGCAGACCACCCGCCGGGGAACUCGGUCGCCGAGGUUGACCAUGAAGUGGACUUUGGCUGCACGACGAUGCAGCUCCGUGAGCUGAUGGAGCUCCGCAGUGGCGAGGCAGUCAGCAAGAUUGCAGAAUGCUACGGAGAUGUGCAAGGGAUCUGCCGCAGGCUCAAGACCUCACCUAUCGAGGGACUCUCUGGUAACCCUGCUGAUUUGGAAAAGCGUCACGCAGCGUUUGGUAAAAACUUCAUCCCCCCCAAGAAGCCCAAGACCUUUCUGCAAUUGGUAUGGGAGGCCCUGCAGGAUGUCACCCUCAUUAUUCUGGAGGUGGCAGCCAUUAUUUCUCUCGGCCUGUCCUUCUAUCACCCACAGGGGGAAGGCAACGACAGCUGUGGCCAAGCAUCUGGGGGUGUUGAGGAUGAGGGCGAGGCCCAGGCAGGCUGGAUCGAAGGUGCUGCCAUCUUGUUCUCAGUCAUUAUCGUGGUGCUGGUGACCGCCUUCAACGAUUGGAGUAAAGAAAAGCAGUUCCGUGGGCUGCAGAGCCGCAUUGAGCAGGAACAGAAGUUCACCGUCAUUCGCAAGGGUCAGGUUAUCCAGAUCCCAGUGGCUGAAAUCGUUGUGGGAGAUAUUGCACAAAUCAAAUACGGUGACCUUCUCCCAGCUGAUGGUAUCUUGAUCCAGGGUAACGACCUGAAGAUUGAUGAAAGCUCUCUGACUGGGGAGUCUGAUCAGGUCCGCAAAUCUCUGGAGAAGGACCCCAUGCUCCUUUCUGGAACUCAUGUGAUGGAGGGAUCUGGCCGAAUGUUGGUCUCUGCUGUUGGUCUGAAUUCUCAAACUGGAAUCAUUUUCACCCUCUUGGGCGCCGGCGGUGAGGAUGAGGAGAAGAAGGUGAAGAAAGGUAAAAAACAAGGACCCCCUGAAAAUCGCAACAAAGCUAAGACCCAGGAUGGCAUUGCUUUGGAGAUCCAACCACUGAAGAGCGAGGAAGGUGUGGAGUCAGAGGAGAAGGAGGAGAAAGAAGAAAAGGAGAAAAAGAAGGUCAACGUCACCAAGAAAGAAAAGUCGGUUCUUCAGAGCAAGCUGACCAGGCUAGCUGUUCAGAUUGGAAAAGCAGGUCUCAUCAUGUCUGCGAUGACCGUCAUCAUCCUCAUCCUGUACUUUGUCAUUCAAACGUUUGGCAUUGAGGGCCGUGAGUGGACAGCAGAGUGCACUCCAAUCUACAUUCAAUACUUUGUGAAGUUUUUAAUUAUUGGUGUGACCGUGCUUGUGGUAGCCGUGCCCGAGGGGCUGCCUCUAGCUGUCACUAUCUCUCUGGCUUAUUCCGUCAAGAAAAUGAUGAAAGACAACAACCUAGUGAGGCACCUGGAUGCCUGUGAGACCAUGGGUAAUGCCACAGCCAUCUGCUCUGACAAAACUGGAACGCUGACUAUGAAUCGCAUGACGGUGGUGCAGGCUUACAUCGGUGACACACACUAUAAAAGCAUUCCUGAACCAGAGGCCAUUAAUCCAGAGACUCUAGAGCUACUGGUGAACAGCAUCUCCAUAAACUCAGCCUACACUACCAAGAUCCUGCCUUCAGAGAAGGAGGGAGGUCUGCCAAGGCCUGUUGGUAAUAAGACAGAGUGUGCCCUUCUUGGUCUGGUGUUGGACCUGAAGAGAGACUAUCAGCCUAUUAGAGAUGAAGUUCCUGAGGAAAAUCUUUAUAAGGUUUACACGUUCAACUCCGCCCGAAAGAGCAUGAGUACCGUACUAAAGAACACCAGUGGUCCCGGCUUCCGAAUGUACAGCAAGGGCGCCUCUGAGAUUGUCCUGCGCAAGUGUUCCUAUAUCCUUGAUGCUUCAGGCCAGUCACGUGUCUUCAAGGCUAAAGAUCGGGAUGAGAUGGUGCGGAAAGUGAUCGAGCCAAUGGCCUGUGACGGGUUAAGGACCAUUUGCGUAGCCAUGAGGGACUUCACAACAGAGCCAGACUGGGACAACGAGGCUGACAUUCUGAAUGACCUGACCUGCAUCUGUGUUGUGGGCAUUGAAGACCCUGUUCGUCCUGAGGUUCCUGAUGCUAUUUCUAAAUGUCAGCGAGCAGGCAUCACUGUCCGUAUGGUCACCGGAGACAACAUCAACACAGCCCGUGCCAUUGCCACCAAAUGUGGAAUCCUGCUGCCUGGAGAGGACUUUAUCUGCCUGGAGGGCAAAGACUUCAACCAGCAGAUUCGCAAUGACAGAGGAGAAGUUGAACAAGAGCGUCUGGACAAGGUCUGGCCCAAAUUGCGUGUUCUGGCUCGUUCCUCCCCAACAGACAAACACACUCUGGUUAAAGGCAUCAUUGAUAGCACCGUUGGAGAGACAAGACAGGUGGUGGCUGUGACUGGAGAUGGCACUAAUGAUGGGCCUGCCCUUAAAAAAGCAGAUGUUGGCUUUGCUAUGGGUAUUGCAGGUACAGAUGUUGCAAAGGAGGCCUCUGACAUCAUUCUUACUGAUGACAACUUCACCAGUAUUGUCAAAGCUGUGAUGUGGGGGCGUAAUGUCUACGACAGUAUCUCCAAGUUUCUGCAGUUUCAGUUGACUGUCAAUGUAGUGGCUGUGAUUGUUGCUUUCACUGGAGCAUGCAUCACACAGGACUCUCCACUUAAAGCUGUUCAGAUGUUGUGGGUAAAUCUGAUUAUGGACACACUGGCAUCUCUGGCUCUGGCAACAGAACCCCCAACAGAAGCGCUCCUGCUGAGGAGACCUUAUGGACGAGACAAACCACUCAUUUCCAGGACUAUGAUGAAGAACAUCUUGGGUCAUGCGGUUUACCAACUUAUUAUCACAUUUACUCUACUCUUUGCUGGUGAGAAGUUGUUCAAUAUUGAUAGUGGCCGCAAUGCUCCUCUGCACUCCCCGCCAUCUGAACACUACACCAUAAUCUUCAACGUCUUCGUAAUGAUGCAGCUUUUCAAUGAGAUUAAUGCCCGCAAGAUCCACGGAGAAAGAAACGUGUUUGAGGGAAUUUACAGGAACCCCAUUUUCUGCAGCGUUGUUCUGGGAACCUUUGCUCUGCAGAUAGUCAUAGUGCAGUUCGGAGGGAAGCCGUUCUCUUGCACGGCGCUCACUAUCGAUCAGUGGCUCUGGUGUAUCUUCGUAGGAGUUGGUGAGCUGCUCUGGGGCCAGUUCAUCUCUGCCAUCCCCACACACCACCUCAAGUUCCUGAAAGAGGCUGGCCAUGGCAUCCCCAAAGAGGACAUUGCCCAGGAGCAGCUAACCGAAGGUGCGGAUGCAAUUGACCUUGCUGAGAUGGAGAUGCGCAGGGGACAGAUCCUAUGGUUCAGAGGUCUCAACCGCAUCCAGACUCAGAUGGACGUGGUUUAUACAUUCCAGACGGGCCAAACGGCGGUGCCUGGGGCCCUGCGUCGCCAGCCCUCCGUGGUUAGCCAGCACAACGACAUUAAGGUGGUGAACGCAUUCCGUAGCUCCCUAUACGAGGGCCUAGAGAAUCAAGAAUCAAGAAGCUCCAUCCAUAACUUCAUGUCCCACCCUGAGUUUGUACCCCUCUCCGAGGAAGAAGCCCGCAUCCCCACGAUAGACGAGGGCUGUGUAGAGAUUGAUCAGCUCCCCUCCUCUUCCAGAAAAGGAGGUGGCGGUGAACCCCCGGGCCACUCUCUUCACAGCAAUGAAUUCUCCGUGUGAACCUCCCAUCGAGCCUCCUGCCCCAAAAUCAUUUUUUGUUUUUUUAUUUGUUCUGUUUUUAAAACCUGUGCACCACUCCUCCGGUGGAGCCCUGCUGAUGCACAUCUGGGAGACAGCAGCACCUACAGCGGCCGAUGGGGCAACCACAAUCCCUUUCUCCUCUCCUCCUUAAUCCCACCCUCCCCACCCCUCUGCCCCUCACGACUUGUACUGUGUUGGCAGCAGCAGCAGUGCUCUGUAAGUACAUGCGGCUGUGCUGCAGCCCAUGUGACGCAUGGCCUAACUUACACACUAGAGGGCGACGCUGCGGCAAACGCCCUCUUUCAGCCUGUCACUGGCAUUUUUCUCUCUUCUACAGUUCUCUCAUUUUUAUAUUGUCACAUCUCUGGUCUUGUGUAAUGCUGUAAUAAUUUUUGUUAUUUGUCUUAGGACUCUCAGUUACAUAGUACUUUUUUUUUUUUUUGUAAUGAUACAGCCAAUUAUAAUCAUGCACUCAGUUGCUAUUUGAAUACAUUUCUAUCUCUUUUUUUCUCUCUCUUAAUUUACUCUGUUUUAAGAUGGUUUGAAAAACAUGGCAGUGAAGCUACCCAUGUUUUAGUUUUUAAAAUAUGAUGCUCUAAUGGACGUUUUAAGUGGUUCAGACACUACAUUCAUGUUAUGUGUGCAGACGUUGUUAAUACGAUGCUUUUAGGCUCAUUUUGGGUGUUCUGUCACUUUAUAUGUACAGAUGUAAGGCUGCUAUAGUAAACAUUAGCAGAAUAAAAGCCUAUAAUAAACUUAUUGUAUAGCUGAGUUAAGAAUACCUGAUUGGCUCUUAAGGGGGCAGGGAGGGUCAUCCUACACAGCAUCUCAUUGAAAUCACACCCAAUGGGCAUCUCUAGUCUCUUGUUAAUGCUCAUUUGCCUCAAAAUGAAUGCUCAACUAAUUGACCAAGUACUUAAUUGAAGGUACAGCACCUCAUCAUAGUGUGCAUGUAUCUGUCUUUAGGUUCAUCUGUGUCUGAUUGUAUGGGAAUGGGAAUUGUAUUACUAACCUUUAUGGGAUAUAACAACUAAUGAAUAGGAUUUUCUUUUUUCUUGUAUCCUCUUUAGAAAAAAAAAAUGCAUUUAGAGGUGAUUCUGUAUGUGUGUACUUUCAAAUCCAGUCUUUUUCUCACCUCAGCUCUGCAGUUAGGUGUUCUUCUUGUUAUCUACCAUCAGGCUGUGCUCCACAUAAGCUCCAAGUUACUCAGACAUCACUGGUAGAGCUCCAAAAUCCCAUCCCUGAACUUAGCCUGUGAGAGUAAGGAUACUGCACGUAGUAAGCAUGCUUUUGCUAUAAAAAAAAAAAAAAGAGAAAGAAUACACUUUAAUACACAUUAGCAUGCAGCAAGGGCCUCUGUUGGACCCUGUGAGCUCUGUUGAAACCUGGAUGACAAACUAGAUUGGACAGUUUUCAUAAGAGUGCGGCCUCAACAACAUGUGCUUUUUAUUAGCCAAAACAUACUACUGCCAUAGAACGACCUUCCGCUCAUACCAAUCUAGGUUUGAUGGAUUCCUCAAAUUACACCUUUUUCUACUUGCUCAGAGCCAUAUUUUAUAGAUUGUUCUUUUAUAUCCCAUUGUUUUUGCAGUUUAUUUUGUAUUUCCAACCAAAUUCGAAAAAUACACAGAGAGUCACUGCCUAAAGACAAAAAAAAAAAAAAAAUCUAGAUGGACCACUUUAAUGUUUACGGAAAGGUUCCACAGCAGUCGGCUGAUGCUGCACUUCCCCCUACUGGCAAGUUUUGCUAUUUCGCUUAAGUGGAACAUGGUAUGUUAUUGUGGGGAAGCAUGCAUGAAUUUCAUAUAAAACUCAAUGUUUUGUUCCUUUUUUUACAAUUAUUCUGUAUUUUUAUAUUAAGUACUUUUUAAUAUUUUAGGAAAAUAUAUAAAUAUAGGUGUAUAGGCCAGAGAGUUGGGUGACAUGACAAAUUAGCAAAAUAAGCAGUUGAGUACAUAUUGCAGUGUAUACAGAAUAUAUAUAUAUAUAUAUAUAUAUAUAUAUAUAUAAAAGCUUACUGUAAAGUCAAGGGGUCUAGUUUAGUUGUCAACAGAAGAGUGAGCAUUUAAUGGCCUUAUCCCGAAUAGCGUACUCCAAACCUGCAGCCUCAGAUAGAUGAGUGUAAAAAUUAUGAUUUGCCACCUAAUUAGAAUCUGUUGGACUAUAGUGGGAAAUGUUAAUUACAGGUUUUGAGGUUUUCGAACUUAACUCCUGUGUUCUUUUAGACUGAUAAAGCAUAAUUUAUUUUCUGUGAGACUUCUGUAUCACCCAUUAAAGUGGCAAAGUGUCGGCAAUGGGAAAAAGAGAUUAUUACAGUACGUAUUCUCUGUGUUGUCAUCAUUUAACUUUGAUUUGUCUUUUUGCAAAACAUUUUUGUCAUACGCGGCUCUGGAUAUAAAUGAAGAAUACGUACUGUUUGUUACAUGAAAGUACAAAUGUAUUUGACUUUGUGGAAGCAGUCGAAAUGGUUUCCAGUUAGAGCUUUAUAUAAAUUCUGCCAAAGUGUUGCUUUGUACAGACUUAUGUCUUUGUUCUUGUUCAUUUGGAAUAACUUAGAACUGGAUUUAAUCCAUAUUUGGAUAUUUCUUUCCCAUGAGUAUCUAAAAUAUGCCCCACUCACUUAAAUCUUUUUUCAUUACUUGAUCAGAAUGGAUGCAGAAAAAAGAGGGAAACGAUCAAAGCCAUUGUCUUCUAUUUUCCUUUCUGGUUCCCUUUAAUAGUUCUUUAGAACAAUUUCUGUUAGUGCACAUGUUUAUCUCUCUUUUCGCAUUGUGUAAACUGAGAAUCGCUUCAAGUUGUCGUGCAAAAACUUUUGAAUUUUAACGCAUUACUACUCUACUGAAGUUGUCUGACAAUUCUUGUUUGCUUGGUUAGGGACAGGAGGAAAUGAUACACCACAGCUGUAAAUAAAAGAUUGUUUUAAAACUGGAAUAUAACAUUAAGUUAUAACCACUUAUUUUGCAUAUAUUUAGUCCAUUUACAUCUGAUGUUGAGUGAAAUGAAAAUUGUAUUUGGCUGCGGGGAAAGCAGUCAAUAGAACAUCUGAUUUCUGUAAUUCAUAUGAAACACCUUAAUAUAUACAGGUGUUAUUUUUGUAUAAACAUAAUCUCAUUAAUGUGGCAUGCAUUACUUAUAAACAAAUUGGUGGUUCAAAGCAAUAUGUACAACCUGGUGCGAUUGGUAUUUUUAGUGUCCUGUGUAGCUUAAACCAUGCUGUACUUGGGGGGAAAAAAACUGCAUUGGAAAAAAAAAUGUAAUUGUUCAAUAUAUGUGUUCAAUGUUCUGCAUGAUUACAUAUGGAAUGAGGCGUCCCCAAAUGUUUACUUGUUUCCAGAAUGAAUGUGACACACAAACACGCGCACGCAUGCACACUUACACAUCAGCAGACUCUGCGAAGGAAACACACACUGACUCGAUGCUGUUUCAGAGAAGAACGUUCUGUACCGAGAUGAAAGCAUCUCGUUUGUUGUCUAGACAUCACGAGAGAGUACUACUCCAUUAAAUUUCCUAAUUACUAGGGCGUAGGAAUUGGGGAAUGACUGCCGGAGUAUGGGCUUGAACAAUCUGGUCUUUUUACCAGUUACGAUUCGAUCUGGCUUUGUUUCGUUACUUUUAUAGCCAUAAGCAGUGGCUGUCGAUUGAACUGCUUAAUUGCAGAGUGGUACGAGCUUUGAUGUUCCAUCACCUUAUUGUGUGGGUUACCGACUCCAUCCAGACAGCUCCCUCUCAUCCAUGCAUGACCCAUCAAAGAUGAAAGACGCUAGUGUGGUAAAGCUGAAGGACUUGCGUUUUCAAGGUAGGCAACAGUCGUACUUAGUUCCCAUCUCACUUUCCUGAAAUGUACUGAUUCCCUUUACUCUCUUAAUUCAUACUCUUUUCCUCUGUUUGAGGGCUUUGAGAGAGAGAUAGAGAGCAUUGUUUAAUAAACACAUACAAGUUAGGUUUAGUUAUUUCCAUUAGCCAAUGAAUGUGUUGUCUUUUUUUAAUAAUGCAUGUGAAAUACACUCUUAAAAUUAGGUUAUUGGCAUCUGUGGUUCCAUAACAUCCAUGGAAUCAUUCCGUUCCACAAAAGGUUCUUCAUACUAAAAGGCCGUUCACAUAGAAUGUGUCCAUUCCACCGCACUAAAUCCCAUUGUUUUCAUGUGGAAAUGUGCUAGAUGGUGUUAUAAAAAUGCAUUGCUCAAGUUAAAGUAAGGGCCGGGUUCAACCUUUCAUUUUCACCAUUCCACUGCAUGAUCAUGUCAUUAAUGACUUAAGCUAUUCAAACUAGGUUUCUCUGUUACUUUUACUGAACAAGAUCUAUUUGAAGGACAAGGGCUUUGCUUGGUGAGGGAUAAAAUGUUGGGAAAAAUCUGUUUACAGUCACUUUACAGAGAUGUGGUGUUUUGUAAUUAUUUUUUACAUCUCUAGGAUCACAGAAGUGCCAAUGGACCACAUGGACAACCUGCACCACUGUGUCUAAUUGAUUUAGUCUUGAGUAAUUGAUUAAAAAUGAGAAAACUGUGUCUUUGAUCAUGGGUUUUGGGAAAGUGUGGAGGCCUUAAUUGUUUCCAACAUGAAAGUGAAUAUGUUUUGCAUUUAAUUUGCAUAAUUGAAUUGAAAAUGUCAACUGGUGAAUCUAAAAAGCCCAAUGUGUCCCAAUGUCAUGUAUGUGUUUACAGUCUCUUUAAGAUGCUAGAGAAUAUGUGCUCAUCUAAUGUGAUGUAGUUUUAAGGGCUAUAAGGUGACAGUAUAGGGAUACACUGUUACCGAAUCUGUGUCUAAUUAGGAGAAGUUGACUCAAAAUGUUCUUGUUGGAAAGUAGAGUACACUUAGUUGGUUUGUUUUCAAUUGUCAAAGUGUGAGUUGAGCUCAUUUUGAUCCAUGCUAAAUUCAUGUAAAGUCGACCCAGCUGUGUCAAUCUUAUUGGAAGCAUUACCAUAAACAGCUGAAUUGCCAUUUCAUUUAUUGUCAAUGCACAUUUGGAGUAAAUAGUUGAAUGUGUGUUUUGGAUCUAGACAACAAAGUGUACGCAUGUGUGUGCUAGAGGACUCGGUCUUGAUUCUUGAUCUGACAGUCACGAACGGUGUCUUCAGUCAGUGUGUGUUUUAAUUGGCGAAAAAAGAUCCAGAUUUUUUUGAGCCCUUCUUUCAUUUAGCUUUUGUGAGAAUCAUUAUCAUGCUGAAAUGUCAAUCCUGCUUGCUUCGAACUAUGCAACAGAUUCAUUGGAUUAAAAUAUGAUGAAUUAUUUAUCCUCUUAGCUGUCAUAACAAUGCUCUCUCUCUCUCUCUCUUCCUCUCUCUGUUUCUCUCUCUGUGCGCUUGCUUUCUUUUGUCGAAGUGAACUCAGUCAUGCCCAUAUUUCAUUAUUUAUACUAAUGCAAGUGUAUUAUCUAUGUAAUGUAUGUGUGUAAUGUGCACACAUUCAAGUUUUCUUUAUUUUUUGUAAUAUAUUAUCAUGUGGAAUGCCUUGUUCUUUAUGUCCUGUCGUUAAAAUCUAACAGAACAAAAAUGAAAAAAAAAAGAUAAUCAAGCAAUUGAAGUCAAAGUUAUUACAUAAACUAUAUAUACAUAUAUACAAAUCUCUAUAUAUAAAUAAAGCCAUUAGAAUUUGAAAUACAA